CAAAACUUCAGCAUAAAUGAAAAUUCUGGCAGGGCAUUUCAAAGUACAGAUCAGCGUAAGAAAGGACAGAAAAACAGUUAGCAAAAAUGCAGUAUAUUUAAAUACGAAGUCAAGGAUUUUUUCUUCGAUUUUUCCCCCGUCGUUUUAUUAAUUUUCACUUUAGAUUUUCAUUAGUUUCUUGAGAGGUUGCGUUAAAAAUUAACGGCAAAAAUAUGUUUCCAUAAAGGGGGUGAAGUUACGUGGAAAGGAAGCAAGGAAAGGAAAUACAAAUAAGAAAUGAGACACGCUAUCUCUCUCGCUCUCUCGCUCUCUCUCGCUCUCUCUCCCUCUCUCUCUUUCUCUGUCCUCUGAAAGUACCAUUGUGAGCUGUCACUUGGUGUAUGAGUAAUGAAGACGUGAGAGAUCUAUGCCUGUACUGCUGGAUCAGAGAAGAGAUGGCGGGUGUUUUAUGGAUGCUCUUAUUUGUUUUCUGUCCAUUGGUUCUGUCUGAAAGUGGAGAUGAUGAUGGGUCUGAUAAAGAUGUGACCUGCACAUCUACUUUGACCCUCAGGCAGAGUAACCUCACCUGCUCGCUCAACGACGAAUCCACCGAGGAGCUCAUAUUCACCAGUCUCUGCAAAAUGGAAGGUUCUGAAAGAUUUUGCACAAAUACUACUUCUGGACCACGAGACAUUAUCUUUAAGGAUUUGUCCAUUUCAGCAAAAUACGAGCUACAAAUAAGAGACGAUAUUUUUGAAAAUAUCCAACUGUCAAAAAUUGUCAGGAUCCCAGCUCCUGAAAUGAAGCUGGCCACUUACAUGGAAGACACAGAAGAAGUUUUCGUUUGGUUUGAACACAGUCAUGAAUAUGUUAUCCACCCUGAAUUCGAAUUGGAAAUCUGGGGGGACAGACUUGACAAGCCCAUGAGUGCCACUAUAAAUAAUAGGAACUUCACCAUCAGCAGGGGAAAACUUCGUGGUGAUGGUGUUUACUAUACACGUGUUAGAGCAAAGCCUAUAGAUUAUUUUGAUGGCAACUGGAGUGAGUGGAGUUCAAAUGUCAAUUUCACUAUAAAAAGUUCUACCACGGAAAAUAAUCAUGAGCUUUCAAAGGUUGGUUACAUAAUCACCUUCUUCGUCGUUCUGGUACUCAUCAUCGGUUUGGGGACCUUGCGAUGGAGAACACACAUAAAAGACUACAUUACACCAAACAUCCCACACCCAAAGUCAACUCUUGCGCAAAUGCAAAGGGGUCUUCCUUUCACUUUCAGUCCUGAGAUAUUCAGCGAUGUCUUCAUACACCGUGUGGAUUACGUCGAUGAAAAGCCAUCUGCUCCUGAGCUUCAAGAUGGCCUGGAUGAGCACCCCUACAGUCAAGCCAGUUCCUCAAACACAUCAGUGAGUGAAAUGGACAUGAAAGCAGAUGUAUGGGUUCCGAGAGAACAAUCUCACCUUAAAAUAAGACUAUUAGACGAAGCAGAUUUGGUGAAAGAAAGAGAAAAUGUCAGCUCUCAGAGCACAACGGCCCCUUGUCGAGAAUGUAAAGAUGAAGCCUAUGUCACUAUGUCCAGCCUUUUCAAAAUGCAAUGAAGAGAUUAAAUUCCAGUUCACUUGUGAUUUUACAGACCCUUGGUUUGUAUAUUAUAAAAGAUUACCUAAGAUUGUAUAUGAUGCAUUUAAUAACCCAAAAAGCCUGUUACAUAUGUAUGAGGCGCUUUUCCACGUCACUAGUCUUGUCCAGUUUGUAGCUCUGAUGCUAAUCAAGUUUGUAGAUAUCAUAGCAGUGAUCGACGUGUUUCAUUUUCAACCAAGCAUCUUGCACAGCUGUGGUCUCCAUUUUGGUAGCCAACUUCCUUCUGAAUGUUUCAGAAACCCAGGCAUUAAGAGUGAUAAGAAAUAGAGAAAUCACACAUAUACCCAAACCUCAUGUAACUGCUGCUAGCCUCAGUAUCCUCUGCCAGACAUUUAUCCACGUGUAUCUUCAUCUGUAAAUAUACCUGAGUAAAGCUGAGAGGUUGACAGAGGUUCUGUUAACCUCACGCACAACUUUCAAACACAGUACAGUGGCACUUUUUCUGUAAUUAUAGGAUUUAUUUAUAAUGGUCAGAAGAAAUAUAUUAUGUGUGUGUGUGUGUGUGUGUAUAUAUAUAUAU
This is a messenger RNA of Carassius auratus (goldfish), 2131 nucleotides long. Its product is annotated as interleukin-7 receptor subunit alpha-like. Gene Ontology annotation, cellular component: external side of plasma membrane; membrane. The transcript has 8 exons. Bases 381 to 1568 code for a protein of 395 amino acids. Gene Ontology annotation, biological process: cytokine-mediated signaling pathway; positive regulation of receptor signaling pathway via JAK-STAT; hemopoiesis. Lineage: Eukaryota; Metazoa; Chordata; Actinopteri; Cypriniformes; Cyprinidae. The record is from RefSeq and is a predicted model, not a curated record. Gene Ontology annotation, molecular function: protein binding; cytokine receptor activity.